AUGUUAUCGAGAAAAAUAUUAAUAAAUGGACAAAAUGCGUGUCGUCGCUACUUGUCAAAUGAGACUGGACUGGCUGGGAAGAGAUUCAUGCAAACGGUUCACUCCACAACUUCAUCAAAACCUGGGUUUUAUUCUGGUUUAAAGUACGGAAACACCGAUGAUUCAACUUCGUCUUCUUCAAAAUGGGCCAAACAUUCACUUAGCAUACCACAAGACCAAAGUACACCGCCAUUGAGAAGAUCCAGGGCGUCUCGUUUCGACAGCAAACAGCUUCCAAAGAUGAAGUCGACUGAUUCAGAAGAUUUGGCAAAACAAGAACACAGCAGUAGUAAUGACAAGUCGACAAUCGUGAUCCCAGAACCCACUUUACCAAAAGUCAACGAAGUUCCAAAAGUAUCUACAGCAUCAUCUACAACAGACCCUACAUCGACCCACACUAAGAAGAAGCCAAGACGUACAUUGAGGCCCCGCAAGGCUCUUAUAACGUUAAGUCCCAGCGCAAUAGAGCAUUUGAAAGGACUACUUGACCAGCCAGAGCCCAAGUUGAUCAGAAUUGGGGUCAAGAACAGAGGUUGCUCUGGAUUGACAUACCACUUGGAGUAUGUCUCCGAACCCGGUAAGUUCGACGAGGUAGUGGAGCAGGAUGGUGUCAAGGUGGUGAUCGACUCGAAAGCUCUUUUCUCCAUUGUUGGGUCGGAAAUGGAAUGGUUGGAUGAUAAAUUGAGCUCCAGGUUCAUUUUCAAGAAUCCAAAUUCUAAGGGAACCUGCGGUUGCGGAGAAUCGUUUAUGGUCUAA
Meyerozyma guilliermondii ATCC 6260 is the source of this 795-nucleotide messenger RNA. It is a transcript of the gene ISA1, whose product is annotated as Fe-binding Fe/S cluster assembly protein. Gene Ontology annotation, biological process: iron-sulfur cluster assembly. Gene Ontology annotation, cellular component: cytoplasm; mitochondrion. The record is from RefSeq and is a predicted model, not a curated record. The transcript has a single exon. Gene Ontology annotation, molecular function: 2 iron, 2 sulfur cluster binding. Bases 1 to 795 code for a protein of 264 amino acids. Lineage: Eukaryota; Fungi; Ascomycota; Pichiomycetes; Serinales; Debaryomycetaceae.